This is a messenger RNA of Nematolebias whitei (Rio pearlfish), 1192 nucleotides long. Its product is annotated as intermediate filament protein ON3. Bases 68 to 1192 code for a protein of 374 amino acids. Gene Ontology annotation, biological process: intermediate filament organization; keratinization. Gene Ontology annotation, cellular component: keratin filament. The record is from RefSeq and is a predicted model, not a curated record. Gene Ontology annotation, molecular function: structural constituent of skin epidermis. NCBI's taxonomy places the organism in Eukaryota, Metazoa, Chordata, Actinopteri, Cyprinodontiformes, Rivulidae. The transcript has 7 exons.
CUGCCUUAUAAAGCCGUCAAAAUGUAAAAAAUGCACUACGGAGCUCUACCAUCUGAACGGCAGCAUCAUGAAUCAGAGGAAGAAGCUCACCGGCCACCCCAGGCUUUACUCUGCAGGAGGCUUCAGCAACAGAUCUAUGGGAUCCAGUCCUAAAAUCAGCACCACUGACCAUGUGACCCCAGUGACCUUCAACAAGAGCCUGCUCGACCCUCUGAACCUAGAAGUCGACCCCGCCGUACAAGUUCUUCGCACCCAGGAGAAAGAACAGAUCAAGAGCCUCAACAAUCGCUUUGUCUCAUACAUUGAGAAGGUCCGGCUUCUGGAGCAGCAGAACAAAUUGCUGGAAACCAAGUGGAGUCUGCUGCAGGGGAAUACUACUAAUCCAUCUGAAGUCGAGCCUUUGUACAAAGAAUACAUCGGCAGCCUGCAGAGACACCUGGACCUGCUCAACAAUAACAGGCUCAAACUUGACACGGAGAGCAAAGCCAUACACCAACAAGUGGAUGACUUCACUAACAAGUUGGGAGACGAAACCACAAGAAGGAAUGAUGCAGAAAAUGAGUAUGUCAAGUUAAAAAAGGAUGUGGAUGCAGGGCUUCUCGCUACCGCAAACAACGAGGCCACGAUUUCUUCACUGAAAGAAGAACUUUACUUCUACAAGAUAGUUUAUGAUGAGGAGCUGAAGGAGCUGAAGGACAGCGUGAAGGGCGUCUCUGUGGUGGUGGAGAUGGACAACUCCCGUGACUUGAACAUGGAUCAGAUUGUGUCCAAUGUGUGGGCUCAAUACGAGGACAUCGCUGCUCAUAGCCGGGCAGAAACUGAAAUCUGGUACAGGACAAAGAUGGACCAGAUGACCACUGUGGCGAACCAGUAUGGUAAUGAACUGCAUACCACCAAGCAGGAAGUAGCCAACCUCAAACAACAGAUCAAACACCUUCAACAUGAAAUUGAGAAAGUAUCAAUGCAGCAUGAAGGCUUGAAGGAAAGCCUGUUUGAGAUGGAAGCCCGCGGAGAACAGUCGGUGUUGGAUGCCACAGCCCGCAUCAAGGACCUGGAGGAAGCUCUGAAGAAGGCCAAGCUUGACAUGCUCAAGCAGAUCAAAGAGUACCAGAAGCUCCUGGAUAUCAAGCUAGCUCUCGACUUAGAGAUAUCCACCUAUAGGAAAAUGUUGGAAGGAGAAGAAAACAGGUGA